ACGUACACCGCCACACGAGGAUUUCAUCAUCUCUUGUUGAUUGGCGUGUUGAUCUUCUGUUUGGGUGUAGUUUAUCCCGUAUUUCUGGCUAUUUAGGGCGUCUUUCGCAGCGUAGGAGCCGCUAAUGAUUGAACGAUUACAAUACUGAACGACUAAGACUAUUUUGGCGUGACUGAUUGCCGGUGAUCUCACAUUAAACGAGUGAUUUUCAAAUUGAAGGUCGAAAGCUGUUCAUUUACACGACACAGGCCAGCCUGUCGCUCGCAUAGGGGUGUCAAACUUAAUAUUCCGAGUCUAAAUCUAAUCUGCGAUGCCACAGGAAUUCGACAGCAUCGAAAUGCAGAAGGAAGUGGACACGAAAAAUGUUCCCUUCUGGUUCUCCAGCCGACUGGGCUUGGCCAUUAUCGGAUUCUUCGGAACUCUCAUCCUGUAUUCCCUGAGGAUAAACCUCUCCGUGGCAAUGGUCUGCAUGGUCAACCACACUGGGAUAGCCAUCAUGCGGGAAGGGAUGCCUAUUUCCCUCAACGCCACAAUCCCGUACAAUAUCAGUAAUAUGAACGUCAAUGCGACAGAAGCCCCUUGGAUGAGUGAGGACUCCAAGCGUUGCAGUGGGAUGAAUGUCAAUGGAUCAUCAACUGAGAACAGUGCCCAUAUUCGUGAUGGCGCUUUCUUGUGGGAUAAGACGAGCCAGGGCAUCCUCUUGGGCUCUUUCUUCUGGGGCUACCUGAUCACGCAGCUACCGGGUGGAAUCCUCGCGACAAAAUUUGGUGCGAAGCGUACCAUUGGCUUGUUUAUGUUGGCAGCUUCCAUCGCAACUCUACUGAUGCCGAUUGGUGCUAAGACACAUCACAUAUUCCUUCUGGUUCUCAGGAUCAUCUGUGGAUUAGGAUCGGGCGUAUACUUCCCAGCUUUCCAUUUGCUCUGGGCUUCUUGGGCUCCGCCAGCAGAGAGGUCAAAUCUUCUCGGGUUCACAUAUUCAGGUGCUCAGAUUGGUAACAUCAUCACACUACCUCUAGCUGGUUUUCUGUGCAAAUAUGGCUUUGAUGGCGGCUGGCCAUCUAUUUUCUAUGUCUUAGGUACUGCCAGCACAAUCUGGUGCAUUUUGUGGUUGUGUCUGGUCUCCGACAGUCCAAUGGAACAUCCAAGGAUCAGCGAGAUCGAGAAGAAAUACAUUGUUACCUCUUUGAAGGGACAGAUGGAUACGCAUAGGUCUGAGAAACUUGACGUCCCAGUAAAGGCAAUCCUGACGUCUAUGCCAGUGUGGGCCAUCGUCGUGGCCAACAUCUGCUCUGAUUGGGGCGCCUACACCUUCCUCACACAGAUCCCAAGUUACAUGAACGAUGUCCUCAAGUUUGACAUUGCUGUAAAUGGCAUGCUAUCGGCCGUGCCCUACAUUGGCUUCUUCCUCGUGGUUGUGAUCUGCGGACCAAUCUCAGAUCUCCUCAAGAAACAUCAUCUCAUGUAUACAACAAAUGCAAGGAAGUUGUUCAACAGUAUAGCAAGUUUCAUGCCUGCCAUCCUAAUCAUUGUUGUCGGUUUCAUCGACUGCACAAACGCCUCUCUGGCCGUUGCUAUGUUGUCGAUUGGCGUUGCCUGCUGCGGGGCAUUCUUCUCUGGCUACGUCAUCAACCCUGUUGACAUUGGUCCAAGAUACAGCGGUAUUAUCUUUGGAAUCUCCAAUACAUUGGCGUCUGCCACUGGAUUCGCUGCGCCAUACAUGGUGGGAGUCUUAACUGGAGAUAAAUCACGCGAGUCAUGGCAGAUCGUUUUCUACAUCACGGCAGCCAUCUUUGCCGCUGGGGCCAUCUUCUUUAUCAUCUUCGCCUCGGGAGACGUUCAGCCGUGGGCCUAUACCACAGACUACACUAUCGAUGUGUCACUGCCUGAAAUCACUCCCGGAAAAACGACGAACAUUCAGAAUGGCGGUGCAUCACACGAACCAUCCGCAUCGGAUAAACUUAUGGCAGAUCAGAAUAUGCAGAAUGUUGAAUUGGCAUAGUCUUUUCAUCAAUGGUUCAGGGAUUCAUUUUUCUGUUAACAUAAAACCAGUUUGAGUUUUGGUUUUAUUGGUUGUGUUUGUACAAAUAAUUUAGUUAUGUGUACAUAUCCAUGUACAAGCAUGAAGAUGCACAGGUCUUGGCAGGGCCUAUGAUUCAGCAUUAGUGCGUCUUGUUUGCUGCGCUCGGACUCCGUUUCAGGCCUUGGGUAAGCAGAGACUUUGUUCCUUGGAUGGCCACCGUCUUGUACAGAGUCCAUUUGGGGCCUUGGGUGAUUGGAGACCUUGUUCUGCAGAUGGCCUCUGUCUUGUACAGAGUACAUUUCAGGCCUUGGGUGAUUGGAGACUUGGUUCUUCAGGUGGCUUCUGUCUUGUACAUAGUACAUUUCAGGCCUUGGGUGAUUGGAGACUUGGUUCUUCAGGUGGCUUCUGUCCUGUUCAGGGUCCACUUCAGGCCUGAGUGAUUGGGAGACUUGGUUCUUUGGAUGGCCUGUGUCUUGUACAGAGUCAAUUUCAAAUUCAGAGCCAAUCCUGGACCAGAUAACUGUCAUUGUUGUAGGGCUGCCUGUCAAUACAACAGUCUGGUGUUGCAGCAGUAAGUUCAGAGGUCUAUCAGCUGUGAAUUUCAAUGCAUUUUUAGCUCAGCUGACAAGCUGAGCUAUUCAUAUGAGUAAAUGGUAGAAUGAAUGUCCGUCUGUCUGUCUGUCUGUCUGUCUGUCCGUUAAACAGGCACGUUUCAAAACUAUGGCGGAUAGGCGAUAGAUUUUCCCUAUAAGCCAUUUAGACCCUUCAGGACUCCUGAAUAGACCAAGUGUAGGUCCGGCAGGAUUAACAGUUUGGCCACCAGGGGGCAAAAAGCCUAAAUCACAAAACAAUUUUUUGGCGCUUUAUUCAAGCAGAUAGAAGCUUGAAAUAAAGUUGAAAAGGACCGCAUGCAUGUAGGUCUUGAAACUACUAAGAGUAGUUUUGAUUGAUACUACCAGUUGGCGUUACUGAGCCAAAAUCUGUGUUGACCUAGUUUAAGCUUGAUUUGAAUUUCCCGCUCUUGUAUGACUCUGAAGGUUGUGGGUUCCAAUCCCACUUCGGGUCAAUUUUUUUUUUUUUUAAUUUUUACUUUUUUCACUUGUAAAUACAUUUUCUUUACUUUUUUGAAUAAUUUGGUAGGCGGCCAUCUUGGUUUUUUUUUCUAUUUUAAAGCCUUUGCUGUAUCCAGAGUGACAUGAAUUUUAUGGUUGGUGUACAAUAAGUCUCCUUUACAUGAUAUCACAUGGGCUUUCUAUUUGACCUACUUUUCAAGGUCAGCCUGGCUCAGGCACUUAGAUUUGACUAAUAAGUGGCAUAUUUGUCACCAUUUAAAAGUCUUUUUACUUUGGUAUGUUUGCCUGAUAUAUUGACAAAACUGAGGUUGAAAGAGAUCCAUCGGGUACUUUCCAUGUUCAUAUAUUUCAGCUGAGCGCCAGGCCCUUGGGCCUCUUGUUAGUAUCAUUGACAAUUUUUGAGCUCAAGAGGUCUAUCAGCUGUGAGUCUCAAUGCAUUUAUGGUGUAAGAGUCAUGAAAGAUUUUUGAGAGUUCAGGAGUGUAUCAGCUGUGAAUUUCAAUUCAAUUUCAGUGAAAAAAAUCAUUGACAAAAUGGCUUGCGAGGAGAAUAUCUUCAUAUGUAUGUACAUAUGUGAUGAAUCGAAAGAAACGAUGUAUAUUUUUUAAGUCAAUGGUUUAAGAAACUGAGGCAGUCCAUUGGGUAUGUCGAUUUCUCUAGACUAUGCCUGUGGAUCUCUUCUUGCUGUACAUAUGCUAUGCUUGGUGGUUCGUGCUAAGAACGAUCCUAGAAAAAGGCUUACAGGGUUUGGUAAAACUUUCAAACAAUAAACUUCAUGCAGCCUCGAAGCGUAUGAAGCCUUAUUUUCGAUAGUGCAUAUUUACUACUGUUUUCUCCUAUUUAUAUUAUACAAGUAUGUAUUGGGAUCACUUGCUGCUUGUGUUCCCGUAAACCGGUUAUUAUAGUUAGUGAUUUUGUGAAAUUGCAUCUUUGACAAUUUCAUGUUUUGACAACCCUGUAACAGUGAUUUCAAUUCAAAUUCAAUUACUCCGCAUUUUAUUUUACGCCAAUUUGAUUAUCAAGAAAUCAGUAUAUACACAAUAAUUCCCGAUAUCAAAGGGAAGAAAAAAUGUAGCAUUGUAAAAUUUAUGCGUUCUUGUAUAGAAGCUAGGUAUAAAAAUGUAUGCAGUGUAUUCGCAUAAGUAUAUAUUCUAUGUCUGUGUGCUGAUUAUUUCUCAAUAAAAAAAGUUGAAAAGUUACAAAAAUAAUAAUUAUGAAAUUGAAUAAUUAAUAAAGGAAUACUUUUGCUAUCAAGGCUUAGACAUUCUGGGUUCUGGUUCCAUUGGUCCUGAAAGGAUGAAUGUUGUGUAUAGAUAAAAAAUGGAAGUAUACCUUGGGUAUACUUCAGUGAACCAAACUAUGCCCAGGUUCCAAGAGCAUUUUGAGGAUCUCAAAAUUGUUUCGGUCUUGUGUGUGAAACCCAAAAAAAUAUGUAAUGUUUGCUUUUAUGCUUUGCAGUGUGAUUUUUUGUUGAUUGAUUACUUUGAGCUUAUUUUCUGUUAUACUUUGCUUUUCUUGCCUUAGGCUGUAGGUGGAAUGAAAAUUGUAAAAAAAAAAUUCCCGGUAGAUCGAAAGAAGUGAAAUAUUAUGAUUUGGUGCGGGACAUUUGAUUAUUAUUUUGUCGCUCAGUUUUUGUUGGGCACAAUUAUUUGAGGUCAGGAUAAAUUACAGAACUAUCUGAUUUUAGGUCUGUAGUUUGCUUUGUGAGCGUUUUGGCGAUUUUAAAAUGAUUUCCUCUCAAAUUAUUAUAUUCACUUACAUUAAAUAUCAUUAUCACCCUGACAACUCUUGAAUCAGCUUUUUUUGUUAUAGAUAGUUCUUAAACGGAGAGAAUUUUAAUUUAGAGUAGGAAGUCUGUUAGAUCUGCACACAUUGCACUGCCACUUUACAAUUGCAUUAUAGGUGUCUUUUGGGGUAUUUUUGGGGGUUUGGAGCAAACCCUACUAUCAAUGAUCAGGCCCUGGUCUUUUUGCAUUAGAGAUUGCAGCUAAAACCUGCAAUCUGUAAAGUCAUUCUGGGUAACCACAGAACAUGUACAUGACCAAUCGUCAACCUCAAUCAAUGCUGCAAUCUUGUUGCGGGCAAGUCAUGAAAAGUUAGGUGAGAGACAGUAGUGUUAUUUUAUCUAUUGGCUCAAGUGGAAUAAAAUGUCUUAUUGCCAA
This is a messenger RNA of Lineus longissimus, 5254 nucleotides long. RefSeq names its product sialin-like. Gene Ontology annotation, molecular function: transmembrane transporter activity. Gene Ontology annotation, biological process: monoatomic anion transport; transmembrane transport. NCBI's taxonomy places the organism in Eukaryota, Metazoa, Nemertea, Pilidiophora, Heteronemertea, Lineidae. The transcript is spliced from 11 exons. The record is from RefSeq and is a predicted model, not a curated record. Bases 311 to 1999 code for a protein of 562 amino acids. Gene Ontology annotation, cellular component: membrane.